Messenger RNA from Varroa destructor (honeybee mite), 3093 nucleotides. It is a transcript of the gene fy, whose product is annotated as fuzzy planar cell polarity protein-like protein. The record is from RefSeq and is a predicted model, not a curated record. Gene Ontology annotation, biological process: non-motile cilium assembly; vesicle-mediated transport. NCBI's taxonomy places the organism in Eukaryota, Metazoa, Arthropoda, Arachnida, Mesostigmata, Varroidae.
UUGAAGUGCCGCUCAGAGCGCCGGCGCCUCAUUGUUUAUAUCCAGUGUUGGCCCAUUUUUAUCGACCCAUUGUUUACCAAACGCCAGAGAAGAUAUGGUGAAACGGUGAUCAAAAAUUAGAAUUAACUUAGAAAGUUGUGUUCGGCCCUUGUUAUUAGAUAGUGUUGCCAGAACUUUUUAGAUAUUCAAGUAGAAUGCCCUGCUGACAAGAAUGAGCGAUAGAUAAUGCCCGGUGCCGAUGUAUACAACGCUUUCUCGUGCACUAAGAAAAAUGCAGAUAACUGCGAGCGAUAGGAUUCCUCACUGAUGCCAACUGUUUUCUCGGACUCAAAUAUCACAAAAGCUUUUUGCGUAACGUUAGCAGUAUUUUAAAAAGUAUCACUCGCCCAAGAAUGGCACAUGUUUUUGCUCUCACAAGUGAUAGUGGCAUUCCUAUAUUUAGUCGAAGUUUAGGAAAUGCAGCGGAAUCACCGUUGAAUUUCGCCGAAAUUGGCACCCUCAAUGGAGUCCACUUAUUCUGUGCUCUUCGUGGCGCUCAGCUUCAUCGCUCAGAGACGUUCAACGGUACAGCCGUUCACUGGAAGGUCUAUUAUGACGCGAUCACCUUGACUCUUGUUCUUCUAUCCGACUGCCGGCCGGAUUUCGUUUCCGAGGAACUUGUUCGUCAGCUGUUGGAUAGCAUCUUCCAGGUGCUUACCUUUCAUGCGGGAUUAUCUUCUUUGAAAAACAUUUCGAUAAGUAUCGAACGAGUGAAACGAGACAUCAAGCCAGGCCUGGCUAUCAUCGACGCACUCGUCAGUUCGUUGAUUGGCGAACGCGAGCAAGGCGAACCGCUUAGCGAAACUUUUCGUCCCCCAUGUAUCCUGCCGGCAACUAUUCCUUAUCACCCGCUGUUAGCUGGACCUGCUAUACAGAACGUGUCCGUCUACCUUGAGGCCUACACGACACGAAUUGACGCCUCUUAUGGGUUCGUCGUAUUCGAGGAUUUUCUGCUCCUCGGAACUAAAAGUUUCAACGCUUUGCCGACAGGCGAUCAGUCGAUUCUUGUGCUACAGGCAGCAUUCGUUGAGAUGGCAGCCAACAAGAGGGCAUUCGAGGGCGGUAUAUUUUUACCGGAUAGCUCGCCAGAUAGCUGUAAUCGACUCGUUGUUGUAUGUGUCGGCGGAAACUUCCGAGUAUGUGUGUUAGCGCUUCCGGAAACAAAUAUAGCUAUUCUUGAAGAGCAUGCCCUUGGUCUAGCGGCAUUUCCACCCCAUGUUCUCGAAGCCAAUACGACAGCCUGGCUCCGAGAAAGCCGAAGGACCAUCCUGGAGAAUUUGCACCACUCGGUAGCGGCCUUAUCAUUUGUAGGCCGCAAAAGGCAUCAUUUGCGAUGGUUUGCCGAUCCCCAGCUAAAGGUCAUGCUUCAACUGCAGGAAUGCGUGAAGUUCAACUUUGGCACGGAGGAAACUGAUGGCUUUUGCCGUUUCGGUGAAUUGCCAAAUAGCUACGUGGCCUGUCAUCGAGUACACGAUGGGCAAAAAUUGUUUGUUGUGCUUAGCAAUGUUCCUUUAUUCGCCGUCAGCACUUUAGUAGAUAAAAUAUUUAAAUACAUUUCGUCAAAGUGCUCGUAGAGAAAACUAAAAGACAAACAAAGUCAAUAUAUAGCCCCAACCAGAGGAAUAUAUACGACAUGAUAAGCCUGUACUUACGCGAAAAAUAUUAUAUCCCAUCAUGCGUGGACCUGCGAGUUGAAGUUGAAAGUUACAAACCAUAGCAUUCAUUGAAUGCUAUGGUUUGUAACUUUGUAGCUUCAUUAUUCAAUAUAGCGGCACCAUUAACUUUUCGUCGUGUGUCGCUGGUGAUGUUUGCAAGUGAAAUCCGUUUUUGAUUGCAAUUUUUUUAAGUGUCAGUCAAUGGUUGAUUUUACCUUAUAGCGAUUGAAGAAUACCCAUGUAUAAUAUUUUAGAAUAUAUGGAAAAAUUUUGAAUUCAAAAUGUUAUAUAGGUCAAAAUUUACUUGUAGUCAAUUUCUGCCAUGAGCAAGAAAGGCAUCAUAUUCGUCGAAAACGCUUCGAUGAUAUGACUGAACAAAAAAAAAUAUACGUCAGCCAUAAAUAAUUGUGUAAAACUAGAAGGAAAAUAUUUUUCUUCCUAUAAUUGGCUGUGAUUAUGGCUAUAACAGAAGUUUUUCUUAAUUAUUUACUACUAAGUUAGGUAGGUAAAACAUUAUGAUUAGUCUAAUGUAGGUUUAAAGUCUGCUUUUGAAUAACCCGAAUGUGGCGCCAUCUAUGAGUUCGAGAGGAGGAAAGGAACUGUGCGUAUCAUUCUCUAAAACAAACCAAUUUGACCGGAUUGUCACCCGUACAAUAAUGCUGGCUAUGCAUGAUUUUUGUAUAAUUAUCCAUAGUGUAGGCUGAUCUAUGUUCACAAUUAUCGGCCAUGUAGUGCACAAGCCGUUUUGUCCAAACGAUGCGUUAGGCCAAUUUAGCUAUUUACAUUUCUUUCAAAAGUAACCCAGGUGAUAAGUUGUUGACGGCGACGACAUAUGUUACAACAAAUGAAAGGCCAUGAUGUCUUAGUAUAGUGCAUAUACACAUUCAUACUAACCUGGGUUGUGGUCUCGGUCCUAUUAAUUUUUGUGUGAGACUGCCAUAGACACCAUUCGAUCUCAUAUAGAUUUGAAAUUGAACAAGUUUAUAAAAGUAUCAUAGAUAAACGGAACGCUCAGCAGAAGUUCGAUAAGUUACAACAGAAAUACUUACAAGUCCCGUAUAUCCCCAUUUUUCGAAAUUUGCCUAAAGAAAAAAUUUUGUAACGCGAAUUUCUGACCCGGGAAGAUUCCGUUGAAGCUUUUAUUGUAUUAAAAUCUCAGAAUAACGCCCCAUUACUAUAAAAAAGCGAGGUGAAUUAUAUUUGUUUCUGUCCCCUAUAUUUUUCUUUUAUUUAGCAGUUCUGCGUUUUUUCCUGAAAUGAUUGCGAAUGCGGUACCCGCAAAUGCCUAUUGUAUUACAAGUUGUGCCUUUGUAGGUGGAUAACGAGGAAGACUUCAGAUAUCGGUGUAGUAGGGAAGUUGUGCAGCAUUAAAACUCUAAGUGAAAACGAAUUAAUUAGU